This is a messenger RNA of Contarinia nasturtii (swede midge), 2949 nucleotides long. RefSeq names its product transient receptor potential cation channel subfamily V member 5 (gene nan). Bases 236 to 2872 code for a protein of 878 amino acids. The record is from RefSeq and is a predicted model, not a curated record. Gene Ontology annotation, biological process: calcium ion import across plasma membrane. NCBI's taxonomy places the organism in Eukaryota, Metazoa, Arthropoda, Insecta, Diptera, Cecidomyiidae. Gene Ontology annotation, molecular function: protein binding; calcium channel activity. Gene Ontology annotation, cellular component: membrane. The transcript has 8 exons.
GUGAUUUCCUUUCAAAAUUGUUGGAGUGAACUAUUACAUUUCAACGAAUAGGAGAUUCCCCAAUAAACGGACACAUAGGAAGUUCACUCGUUUUUGUUUUGUUUUUAGAAAUAAUGAUAAAGUUAAAAGUGGAAAAAAUUGCUUGGUUUUAAAGGGAUAGAAAAUGCAUGUGUUAAUUAUGAACGAAUUCAAUUGUACGAAAAUAAAAAUGUGUAUACAAUAAUUAUACGACAAUAUGGGAAAUACGGAGAGUAAUGUAACCAGUGGUGUUAAAAAACAGGCUGGCGUAUCAACGCAACCACUGUACAAAUUGGUUAAUUUAAAAGGUGGCGGACUUCUUGUUGACAUGAUGAAACGUGCUUGCCAAAACAAACAAUACGCUGAAAUUGAUCAUGCCAUCAAAACAAAAGUCGAACCAUUUUUGUAUAAUAAAGGAGCUGGUAGAUAUAUUCCUAUAUCAAAAAUUGUAAUGAUGCGAAAUUGUGAGCGUCCACGGCACAAACAAUUGCCCGAAAUUCGAACCAUGGAGAAUCCAGACGAAGAGUUCGAUAUUGAUCAACACUUACCGCAUGUCAAAGAGAGUGAAUAUCUGAUGAAUCCAUCGGGAUAUCGUGAAGUGUGCUGGGAUUUGAAGAAACGCGGUGCAGUUGGUGAAUCAAUAUUUCAUCUAUGCUUACUGAAUGCCACAUCAUUACAUGCCGAUUUGGCCAAGAGACUGUUAAAAUUCUAUCCAAAACUCAUCAAUGACAUUUACAUGUCGGAUGAAUACUAUGGCGAGAAUACACUUCAUAUAGCGAUUGUAAAUGAAGAUCCAGCAAUGGUGAAAUAUUUAUUGGAUGCUGGUGCAAAUGUGAAUGAACGUUGUUGCGGAACAUUUAUGUCACCUGAAGAUCAAAAGGCGUCACGAACCGAUAAUAUCGAACAUGAGUGGGUCGAUGUAAAUUCAUUUACAAAUUACGAUGGUUAUGUAUAUUGGGGUGAAUAUCCGCUUAGUUUUGCCGCUUGUUUGGGACAAGAGGAAUGUUAUCGCUUAGUACUGGCUCGUGGUGCUGAUCCCGAUGCACAAGACACCAACGGAAAUACCGUGCUGCAUAUGCUAGUGAUUUAUGAAAAAUUGGAAACAUUCGAUAUGGCCUAUGAAGUUGGUUCAUCGCUUGCGGUGCGAAAUCAAUUGAAUUUGACGCCAUUAACGUUGGCCGCUAAAUUGGGACGUGUUGAAAUUUUCUUCCACAUAAUGAACAUUGAACGUGAAAUUUAUUGGCAAUUAGGGAGUAUAACGUGUGCCGCAUAUCCAUUGCCACAAAUAGAUACGAUCGAUUGUGUAACGGGACACAUAAGUAAAGAUUCGGCAUUGAAUUUAGUGGUUUUUGGUGAUAAGGACGAACAUCUUGAACUUCUCGAUGGCAUUCUUAUCGAUUUACUCAAAACCAAAUGGAAUACAUUCGUUAAAUCGAGAUUUUAUCGUCAAUUUUAUCUCUUUACGUCGUAUUUUUUAAUUUCGCUUAUUAGUUUUUUACUACGACCCGGUCCCGAUGCCGAUGAUGAUGCUGAUGAUGAUAAUAAUGACGAUACAAACGUAAAUUCAAAUAGUAAACAUGACAAUAAAGUCAACGCUGUAAAUAAAAAUUCAAACGAUACGUUACACCAACACCUGUACUAUAAUCACAAUCAAACCGUUCUUAUUUCGAAUGUACUUAACGUUACCAAUCGACAGUUAUUUAACGACACACAAGCAACGAAUUUAGAUUACAACAUUUCAUCAUUUAUAUUUAUGAACAAUAGUAUUUCGUCAGCCAUAUCAAUGCCACUAACACAUAUUAAGGAAAAUGGUGAUCCUUUUUGGUACAAUAAAACGGACCAUUUAAAUGAAACGACCUGGUGGAGUUCAUUUACGGAAUGUCCGUUGCUCAAUAUUGAUUCCGAUAUGGAUAAAGUUCGAAUUGUUACCGAAAUAAUACAAUUGACUGGUGCAUUUUUGUAUAUUGCUGCGGCAUUGCGCGAAAUGAAAUUUUUAGGAUAUCACAUGUUUAUCGAAAAUUUGAUGACUGCCCCAUCUCGAGUCAUGUUUCUCUUUUCUUGUUGCCUAAUGAUGACUAUCGUUCCAUUACGAAUAUUUUGCCUAAUCGAACUUGAAGAUCAUGUUUGCGUUAUGAUCAUGCUGACAACGGCACCCUAUUUUCUAUUCUUUUGCAGAGGAUUCAAAUCGGUUGGACCUUUCGUUGUGAUGAUUUAUCGUAUGGUAAUGGGAGAUUUGAUUCGAUUUGUGUCGAUUUAUGUGGUGUUUGUAAUGGGUUUUGCUCAAGCAUACUACAUCAUCUUUCUUUCGUUUGAUAAUCCAACAACGCCAGAUGUUGGUGACGAUGCGGAAUCAAAUCCGGUGCCAUCACCAAUGGAAUCAAUUGUGGCCAUGUUCUUGAUGUCGCUCACAAAUUUUGGUGAUUACUUUGGCACAAUGGAACGAACGAAUCACGAAAUGGAGGGAAAAAUUUUAUUCGUUGUAUUCAUGGUGAUUGUGGCCGUAUUGUUGGUAAACAUGUUAAUUGCUAUGAUGGGUAAUACAUAUCAAAAAAUCGCUGAAACACGUAAUGAAUGGCAGCGACAGUGGGCGCGUAUUGUUUUAGUUGUUGAACGUGGCGUUUCACCCAUGGAACGAUUGAAAAACUUUAACUUUUACAGUCAACCAAUGUCAGAUGGAAGACGAGCUUUAGUUUUACGAUUGAAUAUGACUGAAAGUGACAAAGAAGAGAUGAAAGAGAUUUUGGAAAUGAAGCGUAUCCAUGAGCGUUUGGCGAAAAAACGAAACGUUGAACGAGAGCAACGAGAACGUGAACGACAGAAAUUAAUCGAAAAACUUUUGAAUUCGAUGCAAUAAAUAACCAAACAACAAUGUUUUAGUCAAAAGUUUUAAAAAAAAAACACACACACAGUAAUAAAGGCAGAUAAACGAUA